AGUGAGAGGAGAGAUAACUAGAGGGCUGCAGUUUCAACACACCGUAUUGCCUGCGUCUUUACCUGGUGACUUGUAUCCAAGAUGAAGCGCGCGCCUGGUCCAAGGCCAGCGCCAAAGGGCUCAAGAUGUUAUUUGAUUUAAAGUAAACCCUUCUACUUGGGUCUGAGCAACCCCACUCUUUCCGCUCUUGGGGUUCACCUUCACGCAUCCUAGUGUACGUGGCUUGGCGAACUCUAUUCUUGUACUUUGCUCUCCAAAUGCAAUGAUACACACCGCGCGUAUUAGCGAAGAAAAAGACAUUGUGCCGCUCUGGUAUUUGUUUGUCUAGUUUAGUCGCUGUCAGAACAGAUGGAUCAUCUAGAAUGCAAGCUCAUACAUAUACACCAGUGUCAUCACCGCCGGACACAAGAUCCUAGCUCGAACCGAUGGAGGGAAGAUAUGAAAUUCUGGGUGAGCCCACGGGUCGGCCAACGACUCGUGCCCUUGUGGCCGUUGACCCACGUCUAUGGGCGCUCUAUCCAGACGCCUCUGGCCUUGUGGGCAUAGAUGGCCCCAAGGAGAAGCUCGCCGAACAGCUGGAAAAAGGGAACACACAGCAGCUUAAAGUGGUAUCUGUUGUUGGGUUUGGAGGCAUGGGUAAGACUACCCUUGCCAACCAAGUUCGUCAUAAGAUCAAGAGUCAAUUUGACUGCACGGCUUUUGUAUCGGUGUCCCAAAUUCCCAAUAUGGCCACGAUUUUAUCAAGAACGCUCCUACAAGUUGGGGGCACGCUACCUUCAGACUCGAAUGAUGACCGUCGACUCAUUGACUGCCUGAGGGAUCAUCUCAAGAACAAAAGAUACCUUAUCGUGAUUGAUGAUCUAUGGACAACAGAAGCAUGGAACACUAUUAGAUGUUCUCUUGUGGAGAAUGAUUGUGGUAGUAGAGUUAUAACAACAACACGUAUUGAAGCUGUAGCUCAGGCAUGUUGUUCUUCCCAUGGCAGUGUCUACAAGAUCAAGCCUCUUAAUGACAUUGACUCAAGGACGCUGUUUCAUAGAAGGAUUUUUCACCCCGAAGAUGCUUGUCCAGAGGAACUUAAGAGUGUUUCUGAUGAAAUUUUAAUGAAAUAUGUGGGGGUGCCAUUGGCCAUACUUAGUGUAGCGAGCAUUUUGGCUAGCCCCGAAGGGGUAAAAUCAAAGGAAACAUGGGAAAAGGUUAAAAAUUAUUUAGGUUUCCAGUUAGAAGGAAACCCUGCUUUAGGGUUGAUGAAACAUGUGCUCAAUCUUAGCUACAGUGAAUUAUCUCCGGACCUUAAGACCUGUAUGCUAUAUCUUGGCUUAUUUCCUGAAGAUGGGGAAAUAAGCAAGGAUGAUUUGGUGAAGAGAUGGGUAGUUGAGGGUUUUCUUACAGAAGAUUAUGGGCCUUAUGGACCAGAGGAGAUUGCAGAAAGUCAUUUUAAUGAGCUUAUCAAUAGGAACAUGAUCCAAAUAGGCAAGUUGGAUGACUGCGGGCAUGUCUUAUCUUGUCGGGUGCAUGAUCUAAUGCUUGACUUUAUCAUAGUAAAGUCAACAGAUGAAAAUUUCAUCACUAUAAUUAAUGAUGUUCACAAUACGAAGAAGGGCCAUCUGGAAGCUCGUCGGUUAUCCCUCCAAGUCAAGAAUUCUGAAUACUGUCAGGUGCUGGCAGACAUGGAUCUCGCAAAAGCUCGGUCAUGUAACUUCUGGGGGCCAUGUGAAUUGGUGCCUCCUCUCUCGAGGUUUCAGCUUUUGCGAGUUCUAUCUCUACAUAUUGAUCAUCGUCAUCAUUAUUGUUCCAGGGGCAACCAGCAACAGUGUGAUUUGUCUCCGUUACGCGGCCUUUUCCAACUGAGAUAUCUGAGUUUGAUGAGCAGACACUAUUUUAUGCUAGAUGCUGGUGACUUACCCUCAACGCUGUGGCAUCUGAUUGUUCCGCCAAAUGUGACGGUGAGUGAGAUUCGCAGGAUGAAAGCCCUCCGAACAUUGGAUAUGUACGAGAUAUUUCUCCAUGAUAGACAAAGGUACGAGCAGCAUAUCCAUGGUACCACUAUCACAGAUGUAUGCAGGGAGAUAAAACAUGAGGCGAACAUCAAGGGUCUUGGCAAGCUGACCGAUCUAAGGGAGUUAACGCUUUGUCGAGGUUCAUAUGGCGUGGGGGACACUCUUGAUCUUCUACUCUCUACCCUCUGCAUGCUCCAUAGCCUCCAGUGCCUAACCAUCCAUGGGCAUGGUAUGCAUGAAGACGCCUUGACUUGGUACUUAUGGUCCUCACCGCCACGCCAUCUUCGUAGAUUGCAUGUGCUACCCUGGCCUUUCUCCACUGUCCCAGAUUGGAUCUCCCAACUGGACAAGCUCACAAGUUUGGAAGCUGAACUUGACUCGCUUUCAACGGAUGGUGCCGAGAUUCUUGGCAAGCUGACCUCGUUGGUGCACCUCAGGUUACAUGUCAGGGAGGAGCGUGCUCCCAAUGAAGGCGUUUUCAUCCGCAGAGCAAUGUUCCCAAACCUCAAGAGUUUUUGCUUCAGACACCAGGUGCCUUGCCUCGUGUUUGAGGCAGGGGCCAUACCCCUGCUUCAGAGACUCACUGUAGACUGCUACAUGAAAGCUGUGCGGCAAUCUGAUGGUGUACUUGAUGGCAUCGAGCACCUGGGUAGACUAAAGUCAUGCAAGGUGGAUAUUUACCGUCAACACCGGUUCAUUCGUUUCUAUGCAGACAGCAGUAGGAAAACCAUUACUGGGGUUUUGCACCGACAGCCACAUCUGUCGGAGGUUCCAAGGUGGGACUUCCGGUCUCUGAAGGGUGCGUUCAGGGAGGCCAUCAACAAUCGCCCUGGAUGUCCUGAUGUUAGCAUUCAGGAUGCAUAAAAGCAUCGGGUGACCAAGUGGAGGAACUGCAUGGUCAAAAUGGGUGUACAGUGCUAUUUCUAUGGUGAGAAGAAAUGCAGACACCGAUGUGGAAAGUCUCAAAUCUCAAGCAAGUCUCAGAUUUCAUCAGUAUAUGAAUACAAUAAUGUAAUCCUAUACAGGAAGCCAAUCAGACAGUUAACUCACUCUUUUACAGCAGAAUAAGUACUGAAGUCUGAAGAACAACCGAAGAAACGACGCAGGACAUUUUCUCGUACACUCAGGACCCAUGACGGCGGACGCACGCGUCGACUGCGCAGCCACCCACCGUGCUCCCCUGCCUGCGGCAGCCGCCGUGCACCCGUGCCAGCGUGUUGAUCAACCCUACCUCGAGUCUGCGGCCGCGUGCGAGAUUGGAAUUUAGGGAGGCGACGCGCCGGUUAACAUGCAACCUCUCGAUCAUUGUGUUGGUUUAUUUUAAUGGUAAACCCGACUUUUAUUGAUUAUUGUUUUGGUUUACAGGAAUGACAAAGGGAUCAUGGGGUUCUCCCAGCCACACAUGGUGUCCCUGAACUAAUGAAGUAAAAAACUUUGCUAUAUUAUGAGCAUCUAUGUUUCCUUUCCGACCUUCAAAGAUGAAAUCACAUCGAGCAAAAAGUCUCGCCUGAGCUUGGAUCUCCUUGAUGAUAUUG
Messenger RNA from Aegilops tauschii subsp. strangulata, 3535 nucleotides. Its product is annotated as disease resistance protein RGA5. Gene Ontology annotation, molecular function: ADP binding. Gene Ontology annotation, biological process: defense response to other organism. The record is from RefSeq and is a predicted model, not a curated record. Lineage: Eukaryota; Viridiplantae; Streptophyta; Magnoliopsida; Poales; Poaceae.